Molecule: messenger RNA, 9756 nt
Organism: Drosophila mojavensis
Lineage: Eukaryota; Metazoa; Arthropoda; Insecta; Diptera; Drosophilidae
Gene: Ppn
Product: papilin
Exons: 18
Coding region: 333-9308 (2991 amino acids)
Biological process (GO): extracellular matrix organization
Cellular component (GO): extracellular region; extracellular matrix
Molecular function (GO): metalloendopeptidase activity; serine-type endopeptidase inhibitor activity
Source: RefSeq, a predicted model, not a curated record
GAGCGAUCUCGUCUCGUUCAGUUUGUGGCGUACGCUCUAGCCCUGCGGGUGUGCUGGUGAUCGUGAUCGUGUUGGAAGGACGUGCUGGCAAGGACGACGGCGCCUGUUUGAAAGCAUCGCACGAUUCCUUUUGGCAAUGCGCAAGCGCAAAGUGCAAACAAAUGUUCGAGUGACAAGUGUGCAACAGAAAUAAAUAUACAAAUUAAAACUCAAGUGAUAAACAUUUCAAGUGCUUGGCCAACGAAAGCAAACUUCUAAAUAUCUGUGCAAGCAAUACAUGAGGAGCAGCGCCAAACGCUGUCGAUUACUAUAUAGAUAGCACCAGCGGCGAAAUGGAUUUAUCGAGGCGGUUGCGAAUAACUGCCUUGAUAGCAUUCAUAUUAAUAAUAUGUGUACCAGACUCACAGAGUAGAUUCCCUGGACUACGCGCAAAAAGACAAUAUGGCGCCAAUCUUUAUUUACCCGCUAGCUACGUGAUCCCGGGCGGAGAGGGCGACGAUCCUAGCGAGUGGACUGACUGGAGCUCACCCUCGGAGUGCUCGCGCACCUGUGGAGGCGGUGUUUCCUAUCAGACGCGUGAAUGUCGCCGUAGAGAUGCGAAUGGCGACGAUAUGUGCAGCGGCGGCAGUCGCCGUUACUAUUCAUGCAACACGCAGGACUGCCCUGAGGAGGAGCCAGAUUUCAGAGCUAUGCAGUGCUCGCGCUUCGAUUACACCAAAUUCGAUGGCGUGCUCUACACUUGGGUGCCGUACACCAAUGCGGCGAAUCCAUGUGAGCUGAACUGCAUGCCGAAGGGUGAGCGCUUCUACUACCGCCAGAAAGAGAUGGUGGUGGAUGGUACACGGUGCAAUGAUAAGGAUCUGGACGUCUGCGUCAAUGGCCAGUGCCUGCCCGUUGGCUGCGACAUGAUGCUGGGCAGUGAUGCCAAGGAGGACAAGUGCCGCAAGUGCGGCGGCGAUGGCAGCACUUGCAAAACAAUUAAGAACAUCUAUGCAUCCAGUGAUCUGUCUGCUGGCUACAACGAUUUGCUGCUUGUGCCCCAGGGCGCAACCAAUAUUCGCAUUCAGGAGACAGCGCCCUCGAAUAACUAUCUUGCCUGUCGCAACCAGUCUGGACACUAUUACCUAAAUGGUAACUGGCGUAUUGAUUUUCCUCGUCCCAUGUUUUAUGCGGGCGCCUGGUGGAACUAUGAGCGCAAGCCAUUGGGAUUUGCGGCACCCGAUCAACUGACAUGCAGCGGUCCCAUAACCGAAAGCAUCUACAUCAUAAUGUUGGUGCAGGAUAAGAAUGUGAGCGUGGAGUACGAGUACAGUAUACCCGAGUCCUUGAGCCAUAGCCAGCCAGAUGCACAUACAUGGACGCAUCGUGAAUUUGGCCCCUGCAGUGCAUCGUGCGGAGGCGGAACGCAGUCUCGUCAAGUUACUUGCAAUAAUCGUAUUAACCUACAAGAAGUCGAUGAGGCCUUAUGCGAGGCUCAUACCAAGCCGGCUGAAACUCAGGCCUGUGGUACAGAGCCAUGCGCACCACAUUGGGUUGAAGGCGUAUGGGGUAAGUGCUCCAAGGGCUGCGGAUCCGAUGGUUUCCAAAAUCGCACGGUAACUUGCGAGCGCAUUUCGUCUGACGGUGUUCAUACUGCGGAAGAUGAUGCAGUUUGCCUUAAGGAAGUUGGAAAUAAGCCAGCAACAGCUCAGGAGUGCAAUCGAGAUGUCAAGAACUGUCCGAAAUAUCACCUCGGUCCCUGGAAACCGUGCGACAAGCUUUGCGGCGAGGGCAAACAAACUCGUAAAGUCACCUGCUUCAUUGAGGAAAAUGGUCACAAGCGCGUUCUGCCUGAGGAAGACUGCGUGGAGGACAAGCCUGAAGUGGAAAGGGCCUGUCUAUUGGCACCAUGUGAGGGUGUAGACUGGAUUAUAUCCCAGUGGAGUGGUUGUGAUGCCUGCGGACAGACUACAGAAACUCGUACUGCCGUAUGCGGCUCAAAGGAUGGUAAGGUGUACCCAGACAAGUUUUGUGGAGACAAGGCCCCUGAACUGACCAGAUCGUGCACUUCGUCAAAGUGUGAAUCCCAAUGGUUUUCAUCAGAGUGGAGCAAGUGCUCAGCGGCAUGUGGAAAGGGCGCUCAAUCGCGUAUUGUCCUAUGUGGAAUUUUUGAUGGCAAACAGAUAAAAACCACAGAUGACUCCAAGUGUGAUGCGGCAACAAAACCAAAGACUGAUCAAGAGUGUGAAGGUGAAGAAAAAGAAUGCCCUGGUCAAUGGUUUACUGGACCUUUUGGUCAAUGCAGCAAGCCUUGCGGUGGAGGAGAGCGUGUUCGUGAGGUUUUGUGUUUGUCCAAUGGCACCAAGUCCCUCAACUGCGAUGAGUCGAAGGUUGAAUCAAUUUCUGAAAAGUGUAAUACUCAGCCCUGCACCAAGGAUCAAGUCCUGCCUCUUACGAGCACUGAUAAGCCGAUCGAGGAUGAUGAAGAAGAAUGCGAAGAUGAUGAUGAGUUUGUUUUGGUUGACUCAGACGUAACUGAUGUCACUGAUGAUGACUCAGAAGCAAUGUCAACAACCGACGAUUUGAUGUUGAGCGAUAGUCCUUACACAACUUCAGAAGACGCCUCGGCCUCUACCGACAGCACUGUCGAAGGAUCUGGCUCAGAUAGCACUUCUGAUAGUGGAUUUGAGGGCAGUGGAAGUGAAUCCACAAGUGAAGUAUCUACUUCAUCUGACGAAUCUUCCACUGGAGCAACUGAUUGGUCUACUGAAUCUAGUGGCUCGUCUGCCAUCAGUGAAUCGACGUCAGAAGCCUCAUCAUCAUCGGUGUCUGGAGUUACCUCAGAUUCCUCCACAAGUGAAGCUUCAAGUGGUUCAACCGAUGUUUCAGGUUCAACGGAAGAGUCAAGCUUAGGCACUACGGACGCAAGUUCGAGCGAUGCAUCGAGCUCAACAGAAGUUUCAGGCUCGACAGAAAUCUCAAGCGCGACGGAAGUCUCUGGUACAACAGAUAUCUCAAGUUCAACAGAUGCUUCCAGCUCAACAGACGUCUCAGGCUCGACGGAAGUCUCAAGCUCAACAGACGCCUCAGGCUCAACAGAUAUCUCUAGCUCGACUGAGGCCUCAAGUUCGACAGACGCCUCGGGCUCGACGGAUGCGUCAAGCUCUACGGAUGCCUCAAGCUCCACUGACAUUUCAAGUGCAACAGAUUCUUCAGGUUCUACUGAUGGUUCUUCCAGUGGAUUUACAGACUUGCCUCUCGAAGCUUCAUCUUCGGGAAGCUCUGAAUCUAGUAGCUCAACAGAGGGUGUUUCGUCUACAUCAGAAUCAAGCAGCGAUGCAACUAAAGAUACAACAGAAGUAUCCUCUUCUACUGAUACUUCGUCGUCGACAGAGUCAUCUGUAUCUACGGAUACGACUGUCUCGUCAUCAACGGAAUCUACAUCAGAGCUUUCGACGGAAUCAACCGAGUCGACUAGUUCGCCAGGCUCAACUGAAAGUACAACAGAGGGCAGCUCAUCAGCAUCUGCUGAUUCAUCCUCUUCUGGUAUCACUGAAUCCACCAGUUCAGGAUCAACGGAUAGCACCAAGCAAGAUUCUACAGAUGAAUCUACAACAAAUGCAAGUAGCAGUUCUGCAGAUGGUUCAACGGAUAGUACUACAGAGGGUGUCAGUACUGGUUCGACUGAUGGCUUGACAGAGACUUCAACAGAUGGUUCAACUGAUAAUUUAAGUAGUGGCUCUACUGAUGGCUCAUCUGGAGGCUCGACAGAUGGCUCGACGGAUGUUACGACCGAUAGCUCUACAGACAGCUCAUCUAAUGGCUCCACUGACACAACUAACGCUUCCGAGUCUACUGAAUCACAGAGCACUGGCGUCACAGAAAGUACUUCAGAGGGCUCUAGCUCUGGAUCCACUAUUGAAGGUAGCUCUAGUUCCACUGACAGCUCAAGCUCUACCGAUAGUUCAGCUUCCACGGACAUUUCUGGCUCCACUGAUAGCUCAACAAUUGGCUCUACAGAAUCUUCCGCUACUACCGACAGCUCUACCGAUGUUUCUUCCACUGAUAUAAGUUCUUCCGAGUCUUCUGACUCAACAGCGACAACGGAGAGUGGAGCUACUACCGAAAGUGGAGGCACUACCGAAAGUGGAGGCACUACAGAUACUACAUCUGAGAGCUCUACUGAUUCUACUGGCUCUACCGACUCAACGGGUAGUUCACUAUCUACAGAAACAAGCUCUACCAGCGAUAUUUGGAGCACAUCUGACUCCGAUGAUGAAACGAGUACACCUCACACCUGGGAGACAACUCUUACGCCAAAGAAAGACAAGUUACGGAAAUGUAAGUCGAAGAAGAAGAGUUGUGCUAAGACUGAAUUCGGUUGUUGUCCUGAUGGCAAGUCGACAGCUAAAGGACCAUUUGAUGAGGGUUGUCCCAUUGCGAAAACAUGUGCUGACACAGAGUUUGGCUGCUGUUCAGAUGGAGUCUCUCCAGCUAAGGGCAAAAGAAAUAAGGGCUGUCCGAAAUCAAAUUGCGCCGAGACACUCUUCGGUUGCUGCCCAGAUAAAUAUACAGCUGCAGAGGGUGAAGAUAAUGAGGGAUGCCCUGAGCCAACAACUUUGCCGCCAACAACCACUGAAGAAUCGACUAUUUCGAUAUCGACAGACGUUGAGGGCUCUGGUGAUUCUAACUCGUCCACGGAGUCAGACACCGCGGUUACCUCUUGCUCCUUUACUGAAUUCUACUGCUGUCCCGAUGGCAAGACUCCUGCUAAGGGCGAGAACUUUGCUGGCUGCCCACAGCUUGGUGGCGCUCCGGGCUGUGAACAAUCUGAACACGGUUGUUGCCCUGAUCGGCGUACUGCCGCUGCCGGCCCUGAUGGCCAAGGCUGCGCUGCGUGCACUAGCGAACCAUUCGGCUGCUGUCCAGACAAUGAGACUCCUGCUCACGGCCCACAGGGAGAAGGCUGCUGCCUUAAUACAGAGUUUGGCUGCUGCCCCGACAACAUUCGUCCUGCAUACGGGCCCAACUUUGAGGGCUGCGAGUGUGCGUCCUCUCCAUACGGCUGUUGUGCAGAUCAGAAGACUUCCGCACGUGGACCACAACAGGAGGGCUGUCCAUGUGAGACUACUCCAUAUGGUUGCUGUCCGGACAAAAUCACCGCUGCCAGAGGACCCAAAUUUGAAGGCUGUCCAUGCGAAUCAAUGCAGUUUGGUUGCUGUCCCGACGGUCUUUCCUUUGCCAAGGGACCGCAUAACCAGGGAUGCCACUGCGCCCAGACAGAAUUCAAAUGCUGUGAGGAUGGUAAGACACCAGCUAAAGGACCAAACUUUGAAGGCUGCACCUGUGUGGAGACCGAGUACGGCUGUUGUCCAGAUGGCGUUACAAAGGCUCAGGAUGACAAGUUUGGCGGUUGCGAAAAUGUUCAAGAGCCACCGCAGAAGGCUUGUGGCUUACCUAAGGAACAGGGUACUUGCGGCAAUUUCAGCGUCAAGUAUUACUUUGAUACUUCUUAUGGCGGCUGUGCUCGAUUCUGGUACGGCGGCUGUGAGGGCAAUGGCAAUCGCUUUGAGACCGAGGCCGAUUGUAAGGAUACGUGCCAGGAAUACACCGGACAGCAUGUUUGCCUGUUGCCAAAGAGUUCCGGUCCUUGCCAGGGCUACUCUAAGAAAUGGUACUUCGAUACAGACCGCAAUCGUUGCGAGGAGUUCCAAUACGGCGGAUGCUAUGGCACUAACAAUCGCUUCGACAGUCUAGAACAGUGUCAGUCCACUUGUGCCAUAAGUGAGACCCUGCCCGCCUGUGAGCAACCUGUGGAAAGUGGACCCUGUGCCGGCAACUAUGAGCGUUGGUACUACGAUAACCAGACCGACGUGUGUCGUCCGUUCACCUAUGGUGGUUGCAAGGGCAACAAAAACAACUAUCCUACUGAACACGCUUGCAUCUACAGUUGUCGACAGCCCGGAGUUCUGAAAGAGCAAUGCUCCUUGCCUAAGCAAACCGGUGAUUGCAGCGAGAAACAUGCCAGAUGGCAGUUCUCAGAAACAGAAAAACGUUGCGUGCCCUUCUACUACUCGGGCUGUGGCGGAAAUAAAAACAAUUUCCCCACACUGGAAUCAUGCGAGGAUCAUUGUCCUCGACAAGUUGCCAAGGAUAUUUGCGAUAUUCCCGCUGAGGUUGGCGAGUGCGCCAACUACGUAUUCGCAUGGUACUACGAUACCAAGGAUGCCGCUUGCCGUCAGUUCUACUAUGGCGGUUGCGGUGGCAAUGAGAAUCGUUUCACCAGCGAAGAGGCGUGCAUGGCUCGAUGCGAAAAGAAACCAGAGCCACCAACACCUCCUCCACCACAGAGUGCCGUACAUGUCUGUGAUCAGCCGGAGGAGCGUGGUGACUGUGACAAUUACUCACUCAAGUGGAGCUUUGACAGAUCUAGUGGUGCUUGUCGUCAAUUCUACUAUGGUGGUUGCGGAGGCAAUGGUAAUCGCUUUGAGACCGAAUCCGACUGCUUGCAGCGUUGCGGUAGACAACCAGAGCCUGAGCGACAGCCUCAGCCUGAGCCACAACCCCAGCAACCCCAACCAUCUGGCAGCCUUUGCGAGCAGCCAGCGUCUGUGGGCGACUGCGCGGAAUAUGUGCUGAAGUGGAGCUAUAAUUCGACUCUAGGUAGCUGCCAGCAAUUCUACUAUGGCGGCUGUGGAGGCAAUGAAAAUCGCUUUGAGACCGAAGAGGAUUGCUCCGCACGUUGCAUUGCAGGCAUUGAUGAAGAACCGCGUCCUGGAUCCGAAACGGACAAGUGCUUCAGGGGGCCAGAACCAGGAAACUGUUAUGAGAAUAUAACGCGCUGGUAUUACAAUAGCCAGGAGGGACUCUGCGAUGAGUUCGUUUACAGCGGAUGUGGUGGCAACGACAAUAACUUCGACACCGAGGAGGACUGCCAGAAUGAUUGCCAUCCAGCACAGGAGACCUGCUCCCUUCCCCCAGUAGCAGGACGCUGCAAUGACAACUCAAAUCGCUGGUACUUCGAUGGACGCACAGGCGCAUGCCAUCAGUUCGUGUUUACGGGCUGCCGCGGCAAUCGGAACAACUUUGUGACUGAGCAAUCUUGCUUAGAAUACUGCCGUCGUGAUCAGCCACAUCCAGAGCCGGAACCAGAGCCCCCAGCACCAUCCUAUUCAGUGUGCACACAGCCAGCUGAGGCCGGAGAGUGCGACAACCAUACCACCGCCUGGUUCUAUGACAAUGAGAAGAUGCUCUGCACCGCCUUCAUCUAUAGCGGCUGUGGUGGUAAUGGUAAUCGCUUUGAGACCCGUGACCAGUGCGAGCGCCAAUGCGGCGAGUUCAAGGGUGUCGAUGUUUGCAAUGAACCGGUGACGACGGGACCCUGCACACAGUGGCAGACCCGCUACUACUACAAUCGCGAUAGUCAAAGCUGCCAGCCCUUCACCUACGGUGGCUGCGAUGGCACGGGCAAUCGAUUCAACGAUCUCUAUGAGUGUGAGUCGGUUUGCCUCGGUGGCCGCGAGCCGUUGCCUUCGGGUGCGGCUAAAGAUAUCUGCCGACUUCCGGUGAUCCCCGGAGUGUGUAACGGCCCCUCGGUGCAGGAGCGUCGUUGGUACUACGAUGAUGAGCGUGGCACUUGCAUAUCCUUUAUUUACUCUGGUUGCUCUGGCAACCAGAACAACUUCCGUUCCUUUGAAGCAUGCACAAAUCAAUGCGGAAAGCCCAUCGACAACGAGAUCGUCAACGAAAUCUCACCCAGCCGUUGCGAAACGUAUGAUAAUGAAUGCCGUGAUCUGCGCUGCCCGUACGGCGUGCGUCGCGUGCCAGCUGAAUCGCAGCCAGAGUGUGAACAGUGCAUCUGCCUGAACCCUUGCGAGGGCUAUCCGUGCCCUGACGGUCAACAGUGUGCCAUCGAUGUAUCCAAUUCGGGAGGUCGCGACAAUCAGUUCGUGCCUGUCUGCCGUGAUAUCAUCAAGCCAGGCCUCUGCCCACAGCUGACGGCCAAUGCCAGCGAAUGCGCUCGUGAAUGCUAUACCGAUGCCGAUUGUCGUGGCGACAACAAAUGCUGCAGCGACGGCUGUGGCCAUCUGUGCGUUGCUCCGGCGCGUCCCACCCGUCGCCCCAGCACUCCUCCCCCCGUUGUUAUCUACCCAGGCGAAGUGAAAGCCACACUGGAGUCCAAGGCGCCACAGGACGUGGAUGUGCACACAUCAGUGGGUGGUAUUGCAGUACUCCGUUGCUUCGCAACUGGCAAUCCGGCACCGAAUAUUACGUGGUCAUUAAAGAAUGUUGUUAUUGACACAAACCAAGGCCGUUAUGUGCUGACUUCAAACGGUGAUCUAACCAUUGUCCAGGUGCGACAAACCGAUGACGGCACCUACGUCUGCGUGGCCAGCAAUGGCCUGGGCGAGCCAGUGCGUCGCGAGGUCGCACUACAAGUGACGGAGGCUAGAGAUGUACCGGCCUAUAUCUUGGGUGUCAAGAACGUCACCCAAAUUGUGCAAUUGAAUCAACCUGCUUUGGUUCGUUGCCCGGCUGGUGGUUAUCCUGCACCGCAUGUCAGCUGGUGGCGAAACAAUCAACACUUUGGCAUGGGUCCCGAAACAAGUCGCGCCGUAAUGAACCGCGACUACUCGCUUUACUUCCGAUCGGUACAGCUGUCCGAUCUGGGCCUGUACACAUGCGAUGCGUACAACACCGGACGCCCUGUCUCGCUGCACGUAACGCUGAAGGCUAUUGGUCCAGCUAUUGCUCAAAGCGCUGGCGAUGAUAAAUACUUGCAGUAUAUCAUAAACCCACCAAAGGCACCGGUCACUCAAAGGCCCACCUAUCCCUACAGACCUUCGCGUCCGGUCUAUGUGCCACCCCCUGUAGUGCAUGAUCCCAGAAUCGAUGCCCGUGCUGUUAUUGGCUUGAAUCCGCAAAACAAAUACACGCCCGGCUCCACAAUUGCGAUGGACUGCGCCGUGCAGGGUAAUCCGGCCCCGAACGUGACCUGGACUAAGGAUAACACGCCCUUGUACAACAACGACCGUGUUCAAAUAACUGCCAAUCCGCAUCGUUUGGUCGUCAGCGAUGUUACAACCGAGGAUAGUGGCAUCUAUGGCUGCACAGCGCGAAAUGCCUACAGCUACAGCACCAGCCAGGAGACAGUCACAAUCGAGUCUGUCGUUCCACUGUCGCCCGAGUGCAUUGACAAUCCCUACUUUGCCAACUGCAAGCUGAUUAUACAGGGCCAUUACUGCGUGAACAAGUACUAUGCGCAGUUCUGCUGCAGAUCCUGCACAUUGGCUGGCCAAAUCUCGCAGCCUCAUCCCAAUGCGCUUUAAUUCCAUACAAAAAAACUUACCAAACUUUCGAGCCUAACAUUUUUGUUGGACCUUUGCAAUGAAUUGAGUUUAAACCAGAAAAUAUUCAGAGAAUGAGCAACGUCACAAACCAUAGAUAGACCAAAAAUACCGCCAACUGCAUAGCCCACAGAUCAAAUAUAUAACGAAUGUUUUUCUAAGUAAAACAAUAUGCAUAAAUAGCCGAUAAACGAUAAUUUCUUCCAGCACAAAAGAAAAUAGUAUUAGUACUUUAUAUUUUUUGUUCCUAUUUAUUCUUGAUUUAAAUUCAAUCCAUAGAAGAAAGUGGCUAAAACUUAUUUUCAUUUGAUAUCUAUUACUUAGUGUUUUUUUCUACGAUAUUUGUGCAACGAGUAAAGCAAUUUAAGCCUAAAAAUAUUUGUAAAUAAAUUAAAAUUAUAUAAUAAAGAGUGCAUAUGUAUAAAUAAUA